Molecule: messenger RNA, 2067 nt
Organism: Kwoniella shivajii
Lineage: Eukaryota; Fungi; Basidiomycota; Tremellomycetes; Tremellales; Cryptococcaceae
Exons: 16
Coding region: 1-2067 (688 amino acids)
Biological process (GO): long-chain fatty-acyl-CoA metabolic process; long-chain fatty acid metabolic process
Cellular component (GO): endoplasmic reticulum; lipid droplet; plasma membrane
Molecular function (GO): long-chain fatty acid-CoA ligase activity
Source: RefSeq, a predicted model, not a curated record
AUGUUCUGGAAAGCCAAAUCAGCUUCCAUCCCUCUCGAAUCCGAUAAGUCCAUCCGUCGGUCUCAUCUUUCACCCGAUAAAUUGGUGACGCGGCCAGCGGGUGAUGAAGUCACGGUCGUUGGAGAUGUCUUCUCAUAUUGUUCCCGGAAGUAUGGAGAGCAAGAGGCAUGUUACUAUCGGGAUAUCGUCGGUAUAGUGGAAGAAGUAAAGACAAUUCCCAAGACGGAUGGUUCGGGCGAAGAGAAAAAGACUUGGAAAUACUUCACCCUCUCAGAACCCAAGCCUGUCACAUACAAUGAGCUUGAUGCAAGUGUCACUGCUCUCACAUCCGGUCUGGUUAAUAUCGGCUUCACAGAUCCUACCACCCCAAUCUCUUCCAGAUCUAGAGUAUCGAUAUAUGCCGAUACUUCUCUGAAUUGGCAACUCAUGUCUCAAUCUUUUGCAAGGCUGGGUCAUGUGAUAACUACCGCCUAUACCACUUUGGGAGAAGAGGGACUGUUGACUAGUUGGAAUGAACCAGAUGUGGAAUUAUGCUUUUGCGGAGAAGCUCAACUGGAAAUGAUAGCUAAGGUCAUUGCAAAGGCUCAGAGGGUCAAAUGGAUCGUAUAUGAUGGUGACGAGAGCAAUAUCAACCAGGAAAUGUUUCGCGCCAUCACCAAAGUUGUCGAGGGCCGACAAGGCAGAAUCAUAUCUUUGAGGGAACUCAAGCAAUUAGGCAUCAGUCGACAAGUCGUAGAUUACGGCCAAAAGCCCACAGAAGCUGAUUUAUUCUGCAUCAUGUAUACCAGUGGAUCAACAGGUUCACCUAAGGGGGUCUUGUUAACGCAUAGAAAUAUCAUUGCCGCUAUCGCUGGAUCGACACUCUUGUGGGGCGGCCGAUUCACCCGCUCCGAUCUUCUCCUUGCAUAUCUCCCACUCACUCAUAUCCUCGAGCAGUUCUUGGAAUUCACAUUUUAUCUGCUCGGAGUGCCAAUAGGAUAUGGCACUGUCAAGACUCUUCUCGAUGAUAGCGUGAGAAACUGUCAAGGCGAUUUUGCUGCAUACAAGCCUACCUUAUUACCGGGAGUACCAGCAAUCUUCGAAAUGAUUAGGAAAGGAAUGGUCAAGAAGAUACACGACGCCGGAUCCCUGGUGGGGACAAUCUUCAAUUUGGCAGUAAGCGGCAAACAGACGCUGCCUUGGCCUUUCUCAGCAGCCAUCGACAAGGUGCUCUUUGGAAAGAUCAAAGCAGCCACUGGAGGUAGAUUGAGAUUAGCGGUCUCUGGAGGGGGUUCGUUGAGUGCGGACACGCAGAAGUUCUUAUCUACCGUUUUGGUACCGGUCAUACAAGGUUACGGCUUAACGGAAACAUGCGGUAUGGCAACUAUUUGUACGCCUCAAUACUCAGGGAUAGGUAGUGUGGGAGUCAUAGGACCGUCUUGCGAGGUGAAAUUACAAGAUCACGCGGAAGCAGGCUACUUGACGUCAAACAAGCCAUCGCAAGGGGAAAUAUUACUAAGAGGUCCCAACGUAUUCCAAGGAUACUUUAAGCAGGAAGAAUUGACGAAGGAGAGCUUCACGUCUGAGGGUUGGUAUAAAUCCGGAGACAUCGGUCAGUGGAAUGAGGAUGGUUCGCUCAGUCUCAUUGAUCGAGUGAAAAACCUCGUGAAACUCGCCAACGGGGAGUACUUGGCCUUGGAGAAGGUCGAGUCCGUGUACAAGCAUUGCAACUCCGUAAUGAUGCUGUGCAUCUGUGCACCACCAUAUGCUGAUCGACCGAUCGCUCUCGUAUAUCCACAUGAAGGAAACCUACGAAAUCGGCUGAAGGCUAAUGGUAUUGAGGAUGCUGGUGGCCCAAGAGAGUGGGCGUCGAACAUGGAAAUUGUCAGCUACUUGAUAGGGGAGUUGCGAGAGGAGGCAAAGAGAGGAGGGUUGAAAGGAACGGAACUGAUCAGGGAUGUGAUUCUAACUAAAGAAGAGUGGUCACCAGAUAACGGAAUGCUUACCCCUGCCAUGAAACUGGCACGCAACUCCAUCAGCAAAAAAUAUGAAAAGGAGAUCGAGAAAGCUUUUGGGAGAAGUUCCUAG